AUGCUUCGACGACUCACACGUACCAACACCACUGCGGCUGCUGUGCGCACCAUUGUUGUCUUCAGCCAGCAACACCACAUCCUCGAGGGAAACCAGAAGGCCCGCAGCAGUCCCAGUAAUGUGUGGAUUGAGGACUGGGAGGUGGAGGGACACGGACUGCGGCCUGAGCCCGCUGCAGUGCCAACACAAUUGCUGCUUGACAAACCACUGGAGCUCUUUAACUUUGAUCAGCUUCUCUCCCCACCAGAAGUGAUGGAGGCUCCAAAACACAGCAGCUACAGCUCUCGAAAAAUGUAUGGAGAGAAAUUACAGUUUGAACUAAAUGAUCGUGCUCAAAAGCAUGGUUUUCAAAGUAAAUGGUGGUUAACUAGAGCACAAGCUAUGAAGAACUCCCUCACUUUUAAAGGUAAUGCACGUAGUUCUAUCAUUCUAACAAAGAGCUCACUUAAAUUGUACCACUCCAGCCAACUUAUUGGAGGAGAGUCCCUCAUGACACACCCGGUUUCUGGUGGUUCAAGGAAACUAUACAGUAAGAAGGGUGAAGCCUUCCAGGUACUUUCUGAUAAUAUUCGCCAGAACAAUUUUAACAGUGGUCUUUACUUUACAAAUCGUCAGCUGGAGUUUUUUAAACUUGCAGUUCAACCGAAUCAGACACCUGUGGUACUGGAUAUUUCUUCUGGAGAGCGGUAUCUAAUCUACAAUGUGGAGCAACUCGAGGAUCCUGAACUCGCGCUUAAGACACUUGAUCGUUCUCCCGUAAAUAUCCCAACCUUCCUCCUUUCCGGAGAGCCUAUUCAACACGAAAGUAUGAAGAAACUUCCCAAGUUCAAGAGUAACUACUGGUUGAGUGGACGUGAUGCAGAGCUUUAUCAAUGGCCUAUUAAGGAUUCUGAAAAAAAGAAGGGUGUACCACUUCGAAAUGAGGGAAGUGGGACUCUGCAGGUAGAGCUUUAUAAUGUGGAGCAGCUUGCUAACCCUGAAGAGGCUUUUGCCAAGGCGGGUCUUUUCGUCCAGUAA
Trypanosoma theileri is the source of this 1017-nucleotide messenger RNA. Its product is annotated as mitochondrial RNA binding protein. The record is from RefSeq and is a predicted model, not a curated record. NCBI's taxonomy places the organism in Eukaryota, Euglenozoa, Kinetoplastea, Trypanosomatida, Trypanosomatidae. The coding region runs from base 1 to 1017 and encodes 338 amino acids. The transcript has a single exon.